GCAUUUCGCAGUUUCACUCGCGGCAGGUGCUCUGUUUUUGUUUGUGCACGGACAGGGCAUGCCCUCGGGGCUGAGACGAGAACUCUGAUCAGCCGACUAGGAUAACUUAGGGAUAACCUUGAUUCUUCAGGCGACGCCUGUGCAAUAGAAUAGUGACAUUUGUUACGCUGAACAUGUUUAAUAAUUUAUACUGAAAUCAUUUUGAUUCUUUCUCUUGGGCUUCGUAGUUUGUGAGAAUGCUGCAUCACCUACUCAAUGGAUUAAUUUGUAUUAAACUUAAAUGUGUCGUCGCAAUUUGAAGAUGUCACAAUGCAGUUAUGUGCAACUUUCAUAUACGGGUGCGCUGCAAUGAGUGAAAGAAAGUCAAAUUAUCUCGUAAAUAAACGUUAAUGGUUAAUACAGUGUCGAGGAAUUAUUAACCUGGCACAAUGAGGCCAGGUGUCAAAAAGAAGUUAUUUUCGAUAAAUAUCAAUUAUAUUACUUUGAUUACUUGGUGGUUCAUUUGGUGGUUACACUUAAUUGAAGAUAAUAAUGCAGCUGUUCAGCCAACACCGUGUGAUAAAUCUCGGAAGGUAUUUAAUACUUCAUGGGGUGUUAUUACUGAUGGACCAUCAGGAUCCAAUUACACUCAGGACUCUCACUGUGAAUGGUUAAUAAAAGCCAACAACAGUCGACAGUUCAUUACUCUGACAUUCCGAGCCAUGGGCACAGAGUGCUCGUAUGAUUAUGUAUUUGUGUAUGAUGGAGAUUCAUUUAAAGCUCCUUUACUGGGAAGUUUUAGUGGAAAGACUGAGCCUCAACAGGUGACAGCAGCAUCUGGUGCUAUGUUGAUAUUGUUGUACAGUGACACAAAUUAUGUUUUGGAUGGCUUUCGUGCAGAAUUUUUUGUGACUGAUUGCCCAAACAAUUGUUCAUCUCAUGGUAUUUCUCAUGGCAUGUGUACCGACCAUUUCUGUGUUUGUGAUGAAGGGUGGGGUGGUAAAGACUGCAGCAGAAAACUCUGUCCAGAAAAUUGUGGAAAUGGUACUUGUGCUUCUGGAAGUAAAUGUGUAUGUGAGCCUGGCUUUUCAGGACAGGCAUGCACACUUCAUCGAUCAGAUACUGUUGGAAACAAGUGGCAUUGGCUUUCACAUUCUGAGACUGGCUUAUCACCUCGAGCAGCUCAUUCAGCAGUCUAUUUAAGUGAUUCGGAUUCCCUUUUUGUAUUUGGUGGUUAUGAUCUCAAUCGAGUAUUAGGAGAUCUUGUCAUUUACCGUUUCAACACAAGCCAUUGGGAAGAUGAAGAAGGCAAUAUUCUGGAUAAGGAUCCUGCAACUCCUUUGGAUAACCCAAAACAAUUUUUGAAUGCUUUACUGGAACAUGUAGGAGAUAAGCGCUGGGGAAUUGGAACAAAGACAUCAUUUUUUAGCAAUAUUCUUCUAGCAAUUGCUGAUAAUUCCACCCAGAGCAUUCGAUAUCAACGAGCCAGUGAUAAACCUAGUUUUGUUCGAGCCAGUAAUCAUGCAAGACAUUUGAGAAUUCGAAGACAGCUAUCAGAAGGCAGUAUAGAUGAACCCUUGGAGAGGCAUAAAGUUGUUGGGGAAUGGGAGAGUCAGUUGUGGGAGCAAAACAAACCUGAAAGCACCACAGAAAGAGAAUUUGUCAGUGCUGUACCUGAGUCACCCAAUUUCACUGAUAAUCAGCAAGGAAUGGAUCGUAAAGGAUCAGUUGAUAAUCCCGAAGUCCAUCCGAAAAUUCCCUCCAAACCUGCACCACGGUAUGGGCAUGCUGCUUGCAGUUACAAUGGUGGUUUUGUAUUAUAUGGUGGAAAAUUGUCAAAUGGCUCAUUGUCUGAUGAACUGUGGUUUUACAACACCUCUGGUCGAGUGUGGACAUUACGUGCUUCCAAGUCUGAGAUACGUCCUCCUCCAUUGACACGGCAUACACUUACAAGAGCUGGCCGUGAGGAUUGGCUAUAUUUAUUUGGUGGAAGCACCCUUGGAGGAGAAUUUUCAUCUCGACUCUUUCGUAUUAGACUAAAUCUAAGAAAUUAUUUAAUUGUGUUUGGAGGCUACUCACAUCGCCAUAAUAAAGAAGAAAUUUGCUAUGACAAUCAAAUGUAUUUGUAUCAUUUAGGUUGUCAUACUUGGAUCAGUCAUGAUAUUCUUGGGAGUUCUGAUAAAGGUCAAGAUUAUAGAUAUCCCAAACAACAGGGUGUCUUUGCCCAUGCAGCUGAUGUACGAAAUGGGAAUACUUUAUUAAUAGUGGGUGGUUAUCAUGGAAAUGUCAAUUCUGAUCUCCUUGCUUACACUCUACCUCCCAUGCUUGCUAGCAGAACUGGUGAAAUUUAUGAACCAGAACAGAUCUGCAAUAGGCAUCGCACUCUCAUGGAAUGCACUGCUAAUCCUGAAUGUGGAUGGUGUUCUGCUGAUGAAGUCUGUUAUGGCCGCACAGUGGGCAUCAAUUGCACCACCAAUCUCCAAACUACCCGCUGUCCUGGUGUGUGCCCUGCCUUGGGAGAUUGUCAUUCAUGUCUAAUACAUGGAAAUGCAGUUCACAGUAGAGGUGUCCUAACAGGAAAAAGCAGAUCAGGUGCUAGUGGACUAGUGGCAUCAGUGGCCAGCAAACUACGCCUUGAUCAUUGUACUUGGUGUGUGCAGAAUGCACGGUGUAAUUAUAAAGAUGAUAAUUUUGGAGUAUGUGGACUUCGGGAAGAUUCUCUCUCUCAGGUUCCUGGGUGGUGGGGACCAAAAGGUACUGAGGUAGUGAAAGUGGAAGAAUGUAGAGUGCUAGAUCGUCGGCCUGGCCUAACAUUUAUAAAAUAUCGUCAUCCUGCAAAUUUUUCUCAACCUGAUUCAGUUAGUAUAAUAAAUGCUACAACAGUGGACUUCAAUAUGCUGAGUCAGGCAUCUCGAACCGAACAGUCACUUGGAGGAGAAAUAAUAGCACGCUUGCUGGGCUUUUUAAGGCCUCCUGAUACUUGGAGUGAUGGCAAUGAAAGACUACGCAUGUGUGCAAGUUUCUCGUCAACAAUUCUGCGUCUAUCUCAUGGGAAGACUCAUUCUGAUAUGGAAACUGUUGCAAAUCUCACAGCUGAGUCUUCACAGUGUGUGGCAGCCCAGUGGCCCAAUGGGCAGCCUGUUGUUCUUCAGCCAGAUGAAGUCCUAAAUAUCCCAGGGCGAUAUUUAGUUGAUUUUGAGUCGCAUACAGCCAGUAACUUCAAUGUUCAUCAGCAGUCUAAGAUGGAACUCCAGCAUAAUAAAAGUCAUGAGAAUGCCAAGGUUUUUACAUUUGAAUACCUGGAACCUUUUGAAAAUGGCUCUUGCCAUAUGUACUCGAAUUGUCUGCAUUGUCUUACUGAUUCAAUGUGUGGAUGGUGCAGUGUGAACAACAAGUGCUUGCCAAGAAGCCUUAAUGAAACAGAAUAUUGUGUUUCUCCUACAAAUGUUGAUGAAUGGCACUAUCUUACCCUGUUGCCGUCUAACUGUGCCAAUUGCUCCAACUAUAUUUCUUGUGAGAGUUGUGUAGGUAGUAAUUUAUGUGAAUGGUGGACUGAAGAUGCAAGAUGUGCCCGUCGCGGCAGGUUUUCUGAUGCUGUUGUGGACUUGGGUCAGUGUCCCACACCAUGCCAUAAACGCACUAAUUGUUCCCAGUGUUUGGAUGAAGGACGCUGUGUAUGGUGUGAAGCUACACAGGAAUGCUUCUCAUUUUCUGUGUAUACCUCUGAAUACCAAUUUGGUCUUUGUCGGGAGUGGGUUGAUCAAGUGUAUAGUACCGGUUAUCCUUCAAGUAGUUCUUAUCAGCAACGGACUGGUGGAGGAAUUAAACCAGCAAUUGGAAAUGACAAUGAACAAUGUAAAUCAUGUAGUCGGCAUACAAAUUGCUCAAGUUGUUUGCAUACAUUGAGUUGUGGUUGGUGCUAUGAUACGAACAACCCUAUAACUGGUGUUUGUGUACAGGGUGACUUCAAUAAACCUCUUAUUGAUGCAUGUAGUCAAGCUAUAAAUGAUGUACAUAACACAAGUUUAGAUGAACAAGAUGCAAGUUGGUCUUAUGCAGAAUGUCCCGAUGUAGAUGAAUGCUCUCUUAACUUGGAUAAUUGUCACAAGUUUGCAGAUUGUACUAACACUAGAGGAUCCUUUAAGUGGACUUGGUGCUUCAGUAACUGUGUGAAUGGUUAUUGCAUGGGCAAGCCACAUUUCUCCUGCAAAUGUGAUUUGGGUUGGACGGGCGAAGACUGUAGUAUCAGUUGUGGAUGCAACAAUCAUUCCACUUGCAAGGAAAAAGUAGGAGUGUGUGAUUUGUGUCAUGACUGGACAGAAGGACAAUUCUGUGAACGUUGCAAAAAUGGAAGUUUUGGGAAUGCAACUACUUCUCAAGGAUGUCAUGCUUGCAAUUGCAAUGGCCAUGGUGAUGCAUCUCGUGGUAUUUGUGAUCCACACACAGGUGUGUGUUUCUGUCAAGAUAACACCGAGGGUGAUAACUGUGAAAGGUGUAAAAAAGGAUAUUAUGGAGACCCAAGGCAUGGUGGUAUGUGCUUUUAUCAGUGUAUGUCAAGGGGAAUGUUGUAUGGCACUGAUUCUCAAGGACUUGGUAGUCGGUUAGGUGAACGAACGCCAUGGGAAAUGCGGCCUGCUUCUCCACCAACCAAAGAAUGCUUAUGGAUUGUAAAGCCUAAUGGAUCUCAGAACAAAUCACUUAAUUCUGAUGGAUCAUCAAGCAUAAUUCAGUUUACAAUCCAUGAUGAUAUAAAUGUGAGUUGCCAAGAAAACAGUGUGUAUGUUUAUGAUGGUCUUCCAGAGUUUGUGUCUUCCAAUACAGGACACCAGAGUCAUGUUCUUGGAAUUUUUUGUAGUAUGGACACCAAUUACCCAGUUACAGUAGAAGCUAAAUCUGGGACUUUGACUGUUUAUUAUAAGCAAGGAGACUUUGCCGAGGGAUUUAAUGCCAGUUACUCAGUUUUAACUUGCAAAGAUAAGUGCUAUGGUAACCAUGUGUGCCACAAUGUUACAAAGCAAUGUGUGUGCAAAGAGGGAUAUACAGGUGCCAACUGCUCUACACUUAUGUGUCCAAACAAUUGCAGUGCAGAAAGGAAACAAGGUGUAUGUGAUAAGGUAUAUGGUCGAUGCCUUUGUACUGCAGAUUUUGGUGGAAAUGAUUGUUCCGUUACAUUGAAGGAAUCACAAUUAGUUUUCACCAGAUUAUUUGAUUCUAAUAUGCUGGCAGAUAGUUUGGAACAUUUGCGAAAGACAUUACCACGAUUUGGUCACAGUUUAGUGCUUGAUAAGAGAGGCUCAUUGUGGAUGUUUGGUGGUUUUUCUUUAUCCCAUGGCCCAUUAAAUGAUAUUAGAUUAUUUGAUACCAAGAACAAUACUUGGAUGCCAGUAACUGUUGAUUCCACACGAGAUACAAAUAUGCCACAAGGUCGCUACUUUCACGCUGCUGAAUUUAUAAGUUCUCGACAGGAGCUCUAUGUUUAUGGAGGGUUGACAGAGAAAGCUGCUUCCAUUGUUGGUCUUGGUAGUAAUACUUUAAACGACUUCUGGAAGUUUGAUUUGAAGAAUCAACGUUGGACUGAUAUACCUUACAUACAUAGAAAGAAAAAGGAAGCUCCACCACUAGCAGGUCAUACUUUGACAUUAUGUCGACUCCAAGAAUCUGAGACAUUAGUACUAAUUGGAGGAUUUAGUCCUAAGUAUGGGUUUCUGGAUACUGUGUGGGAAUUUGAUCUAAAAACUGGAGAAUGGGAUACUUUGAACAUCACUGGAAGUGGCCCUUUAGGUGUUUAUGGUCACAGUACAGUGUACCAUAGUCCAUCAAAAAGUUUCUAUGUCUUUGGAGGCUAUUUGUAUGGCAUUAAUCGUACUUUUAUUUCAAAUAAAUUGUAUGCGUUUCAUUAUCCUACUCGCACUUGGACUCUCCUUCCUGGUUUUGAAGAAUACAAUCCAUAUGAUGAACAUUUGCCAAGGGCUCGAUUUCUACAUUCUGCUAUUUCAACGGAUGAUUUCAUGUUAAUAUUUGGUGGACGUUCAUAUCCUCAGAAUACCACUGAUUCUCUUGUAGCUUACACUUACACUUGCAAUCAGUGGAUUCGUCUUAUUUCAAGAGAUAUUGAUAUUGUGGGGACUCCUCCACCUCAUACUUUUUCUCAAGCCAUGACAUUUGAAGUUGAUUCAGAUAAACCUUACAUAAAAGCAUACAUCAUUGGUGGUUUUGACGGCAGCAUCCAGAAUCAUGUUACUAGGAUUACUCUACCUCGAGAUUUGUGUGCUCUGUGGACGGAUAAGGAUAAAUGCCGUAAUUUUCUGGGAUGCUCAUUUUGUGGUGUUUUUUAUGAUCAAAAUACUAAUGUAACUAACUCCACAUACUGUUAUUCCAACAAUCGGCCAUCAUUUGAAAGAUGUGAAAAUCAAGAUGGUACCAUUGAAAGUAAUAAUGGGGUAACAUGUGAUGCGUCAUGGCUUGCUAAUAGACGCUGUGAGCAGUUCUUGACAUGUACAGAAUGUCUUUCACAAUGGCCAGGACAACUUCUUCUACAGCCACCGGCUUGUAAAUGGUGUACUGGUUGUUCCAAGGGACAUUGUGCUUCAUUAUAUGGAGAUUGUGAUAAUGAAUUAAAAUGCACCAGAGAUCGAGCAUAUGCUAAUAUAACUGUAUCUAAUCAAUGUCCAGAAAGACAGUGUGCUGCUUCUGACUGUGAAAAAUGUUCAGAUACAGGCACGUGUGCCUGGACGAGACAAGCUCUUCGAACAGAUCAUGGUUUGCAGGUAACAGGUGAAUCAGUCUUUGAUUGGGACUGUGCAUCUCUGGAAUAUAAUGAUAGAACAGAUGUUGACUUUAAGAUAAUUCCUCCGCCUGUAUGCCCAUCUCGCUGUAGUGAGCACACUUCCUGUGAUAGUUGCCUUGCAUCUGAAGGGGCAGAAGGAGGAUGGCAUGAAUGUCGCUGGUCUGUUAAACUAAAUGAGUGUUUAUCUCCGAGCUAUCAACCUUUGUAUUGUUCAGGAGGUGUUUGUGGUUUGGUUUUGCGCCGAGAUAAUAUAGGUCGCUGUCCAGAACCAUGUUCAACUUUCAGACAGUGUUCUACCUGUUUACGUCAUGCUCAUUGUGGGUGGUGUUCUGUGGAGUCAGGAAAUAACACUGGUUAUGGGUUUUGCACAGAAGGCUCUGAUGAACCAAAUCGUGGAACUUGUGAUAGUCUGUUUUCUAAACAACAUGAACUUCUUAUUUUUGGUACCAUAAGAAGUGAGAGUGUUAUUUUUACAAAUACUUCUGCAUCUUCUGAGAAUUGGUCUUCCGGUCAUGAUGACUUCGGUUUCUCUUACCAUUAUUUUAAAUGUCCUCCAGAGAAUGAGUGUCUAAAUAACCAUCACACUUGUGAUGUUAAAUCUGAACAGUGUGUUGAUCAAGAGGAGGAAUAUCUUUGUCAGUGUGGACAAGGUUAUAGAUCAGAAAAGGGAAUGUGUGUGCCUGUGUGCAGUCAGGGGUGUGUGCGUGGUAUUUGUAUAGAACCAGACAUGUGCAAAUGUGAUUUUGGCUAUGUCGGUGCAAACUGCAGUAUUCAGUGCCAAUGCAAUGGACAUUCAGAUUGUGAAGGUCCUGAUAAAUUGACAGUCUGUUUAAGCUGUCAAAACAACACCCAGGGGCCCCGAUGUGAAAGAUGUAAACCUAUGUUUGUUGGAGAUCCUUCUAAUGGAGAAGAAUGUGUACCAUGUAUUGAAUAUUGUCAUGGUCAUACAUCAAUUUGUGUGAAUGACAGUAUAUCUCCGACAUCAGCAGAAAUUUCAAAAAAUGCUUUUCAACUAGAAGGACCUACAAGCCGAGCUCGUUGUUUAUCUUGUGGAAACUUGACUAGUGGAGACAGAUGUGAGGGUUGCAUUCUUGGACAUUUUAGAAUUAAUCAGGAUAAGCGAACCCCAUGUCGUCCAUGUGAAUGUCAUGGACAUGGUGAUACAUGUGAUCCUGACACUGGAGAAGGUUGUGAUUGUAAGAAUAACACAGAAAGUGAUCCCUCUUGUAAUAGUCAUAAUAAUAAAGGUUUGUCCCAGUGUUGGAUGCAUCAGUGUUCCAAAUGUAAAGAUUCGUACAUGGGGACUCCCACAAAUGGUCAUCAAUGUUAUCGCCAGAUGAUAGUGGAUUCUAAGUUCUGUUUUGAUGCCAAACAAUUAGAGGAAUGCAAAAUUAAACCUAAACCACUAUAUCCAGGACAGUCUGUUUUUUUUGUAAUACAACCAAGAUUUAUGAAUGUGGAUAUUCGUGUUAUUGUUGAUGUGACUCAAGGUUCAUUGGAUCUUUUCCUGAGUCCUCUGGAAGACACAUUUGUGGUGACAACAAAUGCGUCAACAGGAGCCCACAUGGUGGAGGUUGAUCGCAGAUACCAAAGACGUUCCACAGCUACCACCACUUAUGAAGGAGAAUACCGCGUGAAUUUAAGUGUUCUGGAGUUGGUUUCUUCCGAUUCUGACUAUUCAUCUGUAAACGGUACAUCUGUAACAGAUCACUAUUAUCGGCAGACAUAUGUGAUGCGUGAAACUCAAGCUCAUCCUUUAACUACGUUUGUGUCUGUUCAUGAUAAGAAUAUGUUUGUUAUUGUUCGAAAUCUUCAAGACAGGCUAGUGUUGACAAUACCUCAGGACAAACACGAUCUUGGUGCAACUAAAUUUUUUAUUGCUCUUACCGCAACAGGGAUUUCAAAUGAUGAAAAUUCUCAUUUUCCAAGUUAUGGAAUGAUUUUCUUCCGUCAAGAUCAGUUACAUAUUGAUUUGUUUGUGUUCUUUUCAGUUUUCUUUUCAUGUUUCUUUUUGUUCUUGGCUGCUUGUGUGGUAGCAUGGAAGGCCAAGCAGGCUGCUGAUGUUAGAAGGGCAAGAAGACGACAUGUUGUAGAAAUGUUGCAUAUGGCAAAGCGUCCUUUUGCUACUGUCACCUUGUUGCUUGAUCCUCCAAGUGAAAACGAUGAUGCUCUGAUGUUCCUACCAGCAUCUUCAUCUCAGUCACCUCAUCGCAAGAAACAACGCAAACAUGUCCAGAGUGUGGGGGAAAUCCGACCUGUUGCAGUGGAGCCAACUGAUGACGGUGUGGCAGCUGUUGGAACAGUGUUUGUCAGGCUUCCUGGUGGGAGUGAAGCUCCUGUUCAUCUAGCUCUUGCAUCUUCCCUAAUACUGCUAGCAAGAGUGUAUCCUAAUAGCAGGGCGUUUCUUCGUCGAAGGAGUAGCCAUGCCCCAUCAUAGUGUGCCAGACGUUGCAGACCAUCCACUUCUACAAUCUCAACCACUGGUUUUCAUUAUUUUUAUAUAAAUCUAUUUAAAAUAUUUGAUUGUGAAUUAAUUAAUUUUAACUAGGUUUGAAAAUUGGCUGCUUCAAUACAUAUCUUCUUUGGCAGCAUUUCUCAACCAAUUUUUUCUAUUUAUUGAAGACUUGCAAAUUGAGUAAGGCCUUUGUAUUUUGAGAUACUAUAGUGUAAGAGAAAGUGAAGUUUUGGAAUGGUAUGUUUGUGUUAAUUAAGCAUACAUUUAUUCCAGAAUUCAGAAUGUCCCAGAACUUACAUCUUUAUUGUUGGGUGAGAAAUACUGCUGCCCAUGUAAGUUAUGCUGAUAUUGAAACAAGUCUGUUAUAAGACUUUUUAGAGUAUAUUAGUAGUUAUGCUUUUUAACAUAUCAUAGCUGAAAUUUUGCCCACAUGUUAAAAGAAAAAUAAUGGCAAUUAUUUUUGAAAUAUUAUUAACAUGAUGAGUCAGCCAGUUUGGUGAGAUUUUAGGGAAGAUGUUCUUUGUUCCUAAAGUGUUGGGCUCAUUGUUGUUGAGAAGACUGUGUCUGGUUUUUGAUCAUUGCAAUUUGUGAUUAGUAUUGCCAAAUCUGUUUUAUUUGCUUUUAAAUUCCCCUGGAGAAUACAAAUUCUUAAGUUAAAACAUCUUCAUGCACACCUUUUUUACAUAUUAUUUUUAAUGUGGGAUAUAUGAUUCUGAACGGAUUUCUAUGUAACUUACUAUUUGUCGUCUUAUGCAUUGCAGUUGUGUUUCAUCUUUGAAUUUGUGCCUUUAAGUAGUAGCUUGCCCAUGAGAUUUUAAGUUACAAUGGUGAUUAAAAGAAGUUUAAAUGAAUGAUAUAAAAGUGUGGUAAUUUGUACCUUAAAUUUAUUAUUAUUGUUCUGUUAUGACAUUAUUUAAUUAUUUUAAUCUCAUAUUUCUGAUUUUUAAUUGUACACAUUCCUGCCCAAAUAUUGUCUCUGCAUGCAUAGACAAGGUACACAAUACUCAUUCAUUACAUUGAAAGUCUUACAUGACAUUCCUUCAGUAUACAUUCCAUAGUUUUCAAAUGCACAUGAAAAGUCCUUGCUCAAAAACUUGCAAUAGAAUGAAGCAAUGCACUUGUAUUGGCUUUUCUGAUGGUAUGUAUUUUUAUUUGCACAUUGAAUGGUACAUGUAAAAUAAAAUAUUGUGCCAAUUUAUUUUAAAUGUCUCAAUGUUUUGUGCCCGUAUUGAUUGUGAGGGUUCUUAUCAUCGAUGUGUUGAAAGACUUUAUUUUAGAAUGUCAUGUUUAAAAUUGUGUAAAGUGAACUCCCCCUGGCGAUUUAAUUGUAUAUUGAAGUGUACAGAUAGUGUGUAUCCAUGAAGGUGCAUGAUAUCCAAAUGAAUUUCAGAAUCUCUAAUAGAGAAAUUAAUUUUAAUAAAAAUUAUUUCAAUGUUUUAAGUUUAUAUUGGUAUAAGAAUUUUAUGUAGUUACCAUUUUGGAUAUAAAUGCACAUUUGUGUAAUUAUAUAAUUUGGGGCUAUUUUUGUAUAUGUAUAUGUGUACAUGUAAAUAGUGUUCAUAGUGAACUGGGUUUGGGAGAUGAUUUUGCCAGGGGGCUUGAUGUGUUCUGAAUGGUGCAAAUGCAUUUCCUCUGGAAGAUGUAUAAAUGAUUGUUACUGUCCAACUGACUGAUACCUGAGUAAUUCUCAUUGUCUGUCUUCAGUAUUAUGUCAUGUGAUAAAAACAUCACAAUGUAUCUUAUGACUGUAGUGUAAUAUUUUCCUGUUAAGUACAAUUUGUACACAAAGCACAACAUAUUUUGACCUUCCUUUAAUGUGGAAAUCAGCUAGAUACUAGUUUCUGUUUUUAAAAAAAUGUAAUGUGUACUGUAUAUAGAGACUGGGUUGUGGUAGUUCUCUGUUGUUUGCCUUUUGUAGUCUUUAAUUUUCUUGAACUGUGAAAUGAGUGCAGCUGACAUGACUUUCUCCAUUUAAAGGGUAUUAUAUAUUAAAUUUUAUUCUGUUGCUAUUUUUUUUAAUGACUUUAAAUAAUUUUCUGUGGUUUGGUUUUUAGUUUUUAGCUUUUCUGAAGAUUAUGUAUAUGAAGCAUUGUUGUGUAUAUGCAAAGUAUAUGAAAUGUUAAUAGCACAAGUUUUAUAUUUAUUUUUGAUAAAUUAUUUGCUGCUGAAGCAGAAUUAUGGAUUUAAGUGAAUCAGAUUAUUGUCUGUUUCCAAGUUCUUUGGAUUAAUUCUAAAUUUUCAUUACAUGUUUAAUGUCUUUAUUUUAAUUGUGUGGACUGUAUGAUUAUUUUGAACUUGGGUAACAUGACACUGUUUAGUCAGUUAUUUCAUUGUGAUAAUUAAAGCAUUUAUUUUGUUUAUUACUCUUGUAGACAGUCAUUAUAUAAAUGUUACAUGUUUUAGAGAUACUGUUUUUACAGCAGAAAGUUUCAUCUUGUCUUUCUAUCUUCAUUUCAGGAGAAAUUGUGGAGAGUGCUUCUUAACCUUUAUUGUCUAAAAUUUAAGUAUUUCUUAUAUUCUAUAUAUUUCAAUAAUUUCACUUAAUGAAAUAUGUAUGUGCUUUCUGAAUACACGUGGGUGUUACCAAGGCGAUUAGUGUGAAAUUAUUUGUAUGCCUCCUUUAUUUUUCUAUUCUCCGUGAAAUAUACAGUGCACCCCUCUAAAGCGCAUUACCUUAUCUAUAUUGCUUGUGCAGUAUAGAGAAUGUAUUGUAAUGCUGUGGGGGAAAACAGUGAUUAUUCGCCAGAAAAUCUCUUAAUGUCUCUACAUCUCUUAUUGAUAGGACCUGGUAAUGAAAAAGUUGAUAAAUCAAAUGUAUAUAGUAAGUUACUUCUUCCAACGUGUUGUGUAAUCAGAAUCCAUAUUGAAAUAAGAUCAUGUAUAAUUUUUCGAAAAUAUGAGUAAUUUUCACAUAAUUUUACUUGAAAUGUAGAAAAUUUUUAAACAAUUAUUUUCC
Molecule: messenger RNA, 12177 nt
Organism: Gryllus bimaculatus (two-spotted cricket)
Lineage: Eukaryota; Metazoa; Arthropoda; Insecta; Orthoptera; Gryllidae
Source: the annotation of a GenBank genome assembly